AUGCGUGGUGGUGGCCAAAAUGAAGUGACUGCCAAUGGCGAAAGAGAGGAGCGCAAACACAAAAACGAAUUGCUUAAAAAUUCCAGUUGGAAGGGGGCUUCUAGCAUCUCCUCUUCUUCCAAACAGAGACAGCUAUCAUGGCCUGGUGCGAUACAACUUAUUAAAAUCAACGAGCUUUUUACGGAUACGGAAAAAAUGAAAGACGAACUGAGUGUUUUCAAUGAAGAUGUGAAGAAUAUUAGUGACAAUUAUAAUGACACAAUACCAGAACUCACCAGAUUAAAUACAGAGUUUAAAGAUAUUCAUACAGAGGUGAAUAGGACUCAACCUGGAUUGGCAGGGUUGAAUUUGAUUGAUUUCGGUUUUGAUCAAGUAAAAGUUAAGCCCAUAGUCGCUAGUGCGUAUAUAUACCAGUUUGUGGACAGAUUUGUUCAUUUCGCACAAGAAAUGGAACCAAUCAAGCAGGAAUUGGACUCUAUGCCAAAUAAUAUAACAGAUAAAAUUAAGGAUGAGUUGAACCUCACUGAGUUUUAUACACAAAUAGAGACACAAAUUACUAGCCAAGUUGAAGACAUAAAACCACAAAUAAGCAAUGCAGCCGAUACUAUCCCUCAAUAUAUUGGAAAGGCUCAACCAUAUAUUUCACCUGCUCUGUAUGCUCUAGCAGGAAUCAUGAUUCUGAUAGCCAUUGCCUUCUUCGUCUGUUUGAUGCUUUUCAUUGUGGAAGCUUGUCGUUUUCGCCUCUUUUCCUGCAACGGAGAAGGUCCAUCAGAGCUUGCAAGUAUUGAGAAACUCAGGCGAAGGAGUCGAGCGUGUGGUGGGUGUCGUUUCUGCAUGUGCUCCUUCCUCCUCAUUUUCGUGAUUAUUUUUGCGAUUUUGGCCGCAGUAAUCUUGGUCAUCAGCAGUUUCCUUGCGGCUGAGUUGUGUCCCUACGUGUGGCAGGCAAAAGGGGUCAAUCAAAGUGAUUACGUGUUAAAUAGUUUUGUAGAUCAAAAUUGGCCCCCAAUAUCAAACGACCUGCUUGAUAUGCCAGCACCGAAUAACGUAUUGUUCGCCAUCGGCAACACCUGCAAACCAACUCCAUCAACCGAUCCAAAACUUCUUCCCAGUAUUGGAGUCAAUAAAAUAACCAACUUAACUAAACUUUCCGAUGAUCCUAACAUUGUCGACAAAUUUGAAGAGAUGAGCAAGGAAAUGGCUGACCAAAUCUCGACAAGUAUUAAGGAUCAAAUUAUAACUUCAAUCCAGGAGUUAAGACAAAUGAUAGCGUUUCUUGAACAAACCCUACAAGCUGUGGAAGCUGAUAAAGCUGUGGUGGAAUUGGAGAAAUUUACUAAAGUUACGAUUAAGGAAUUAAGGGAACUUCGAAGUCAUGUAAAUGACACUGCACAGGCCAACAAGUUGACAACUGCAAUUGAUGAGCUCGAAAAUCUUAUGCCGAAAGUUGAAAAAGUUCAAGGAGGAUAUAAAGGAGUGGACGCUAAGAGACAGUUACCAGCAGAUUUUGAAAAAUACCUCGAUAAAGUCGAAGGCAUUUUGACGGACAUGAAGGAUAAAAGCACUAUGGAAGGAAUUAUGGAAAAAGAUGUUUCUCCAGAAAUACGGAAACUAUUGAUAAAGCUUUUGAAACAAGGUGAUGCAUCAGUGAAUUCAAUCCCGGAGGAAGUUCUCAACUGUGCAAGCAUCCACUACAUUGCGACAUCACUAAUUGCCACAGGGUGCUCCAACUCGGGAUUGAAUAGUCGCUUCUUUGGAUGGGCACUCGCACUAAUUCUUACCGUUCUCUUCAGUUUUCUCUCCUUCGUUGGACUUUUCAACCUCUGGUGCUUCCAGUCACAUCAAAUACGACGCUUCUACGGCUCAUAG
Rodentolepis nana is the source of this 1866-nucleotide messenger RNA. NCBI's taxonomy places the organism in Eukaryota, Metazoa, Platyhelminthes, Cestoda, Cyclophyllidea, Hymenolepididae. The record is from the annotation of a GenBank genome assembly.